This is a messenger RNA of Malus domestica (apple), 930 nucleotides long. NCBI's taxonomy places the organism in Eukaryota, Viridiplantae, Streptophyta, Magnoliopsida, Rosales, Rosaceae. The record is from RefSeq and is a predicted model, not a curated record.
CCUCCACCAUGAAUCUGCAAAAUCUGCAAAAUUUGCAGAAACCCAGAACCUCCAUGGGCUCUCCAAGAAAACCCCCACCCCAAAAGCUAAAAGCAAAAACACACAAAAAAGAAAAGCCAACAGAGCCAACCCAUCCUUCCCAAAUUGGGAAACUUCCAUUUAUUCUUUAGCCUUCCCCUUUGCAAUUCCUCCUCCAACUCUUAUGGAAGGCUCAGCCAAUGAACGUCUUGAUUUUGGGAAGAUGGGUUACGGAGGUAAGCAUUACAGAAGAAGAUGCCAGAUUCGAGCUCCGUGCUGCAACGAGAUAUAUCCGUGCCGCCAUUGUCAUAACGAAACAACGAGCAUGUUGAGCGACCCCUUUGAUCGGCAUGAGCUUGUUCGCUAUGAUGUGAAACAAGUUGUCUGUUCAAUUUGUGACAUAGAGCAGCCGGUUGCAAAAGUUUGUACAAACUGCGGCGUCAUUAUGGGGGAAUACUUCUGUGACAUUUGCAAAUUCUAUGAUGAUGAUACCACGAAAGAACAAUUUCACUGCAAUGAUUGUGGGAUCUGCAGAAUCGGGGGUCGUGACAAAUUCUAUCACUGCAAGAAAUGUGUUAACUACCAGUCAAGUCACUGCUCCAGCUUUCCCACACCUCCCGGGCACUCAGGGUUCAAAACCAAAAACCAGAAUUUUGGAACCGGAGCCCUUGUUGAUCGUGACUUCCUGCCCCGCGGCCCUGACAUCUGCACUCAGGUUACAAAUAUACACCCACCUGAUCUUUUUAGCCCCUUAUAUAUCUCAUCACGUACUGGCGCCCAGUCAGCAGGUGGUGCCCAGCCAGCAGGCGGUGCCUUAUCUGUCUCUUUAUCCUGAUUUUUGUUUUCAUAAGUUGUUUCUGCUUUCUCUGUCUCUGUCUCUUGAUCUCGAUCUCCAUUCUCCAAGGCUGAGUU